UAAAAACGAACCUCUCUGGAUGAUGGAACAGCGGUCAAAAAAAAACCAUGGAAGCUCUUUACCUCCUCCUCUCUAUCGUGUCAACAUUCUUCAUUUCCUCUGCUCUCUCUAUCCUGCUCCUUCUUCGCACUCUCCUCACGCGCCUCCACUUCAUCUAUUCCACCCCUCCCCCUUCCGCCGGUUCUGCCGCUCACUCUCAUUCUAUCUAUGAAGGCACUGUCUGGCAUGAGCGCCGCCAUCCCGUCCGCCACUCAUUUCGCUACUCUGUUCGUUAUGCACUUUUUGACCUAGACAACUCGUCCAAAUCGCCACCUGGCCACCUCUCCGCCGACGAGGCUCGCCAAAAAACGGAAACCACUGGACCAGUUUUUCUCCUGACAAUACCUCCCAGCGUGGGAUAUGAUCAAAAUCCUUUGAGUGUGUAUUAUUGCUAUGACCUUGAAGGCUCUAUUCAGCAUUUGAAGAAAUGCAUUGCUGAGGUAACAAAUACACCAUGGGGUGAAAGAGUCAUAUUUGUUUUCGAUCCAAACUCAGAUUUAGUGGCAAAACCAUUGCAUGUCAGCCCUUUUAUGGAUAUGUUGGGGGAUUGGAGAAUCAGAGCAAAUUCUCCUGGUGACGGCUUAUCUGUGUCCAUUUCAGUUCAACACCCUGAGCUCGGUGACUAUUUUGUGGCUACUUUGAAAGCUAAAAGAAUCUCCCUGUUCUUGGGUAGUGAUCAUGAUUUGUUCUUCUGGUUGAUGCCUCAUAAAGUUGCAUUUUGGAUAUAUUGGCAUGCCCUUAAACUGUGGUGGAAAAAUGUGCCAUAUAUCCAACACCCAAGGUAUAGUAGCCCUAAAUAUAGGGAGGAAGCAAUGGCACGUGAUCAAAAGCUUCAAUGCAGUCAAGCACCUGUCAGGGACAAGGAUAAAUAUUUGCCCCAUGAUGGAUUUUGUCCAGGAAAUUUCUCUGAUGGGAAUUAUAUAGAACGCCAGUUUAAGUGGAGAGAUGCCAAAUGGCCUUGGGGUUGAACUCUGAGGGGAAGCUUUUCAUUGAGCUGUAUUUAAUGCAACUGAAUGUUUCUUAAUGUCCUCUGUGUCAACAUGUUAUGUUUAUCUACCUAAUGGUUUUAUCAAUAAGAAAUGCAGCUAUAACUAGAUUUGCCCUCUCCUACGUAGCAGGAAUUAUGGUUGAAGUCAUAUUAGUUUUGCACUAAUUAAUGGAACUCGAUGUUGGUUGUAUUGAAACGAUGUUGUUUGUAUUGAAGAAAUAAAAGUUCCAACAUUGCUAA
This is a messenger RNA of Hevea brasiliensis (rubber tree), 1267 nucleotides long. RefSeq lists its product as uncharacterized. The transcript is spliced from 5 exons. Bases 48 to 1007 code for a protein of 319 amino acids. NCBI's taxonomy places the organism in Eukaryota, Viridiplantae, Streptophyta, Magnoliopsida, Malpighiales, Euphorbiaceae. The record is from RefSeq and is a predicted model, not a curated record.